GUACGAACAGUUCGCUGCUAGCUACAAUGAUAAAUAACGUUAGUGACUACAAUAAGCUACAAUUUCUCGUCUGGCUGGUUUUGAUAGCACAUACUCUGUUGAGGUUAACAAGAAAUUAAACCGUCUUUACAUUAAAAGUCCUAAAUAGCAUUUGAGCUAGCAAGUCAAUCUUUAAGUUACCAAUAGCUCAGACACACGAGACAAGAGACGUUAACGGACAACGGUGAUUCAGCGUGCUGCUAGCUAGAAAGAAAACUAUUGAAAGCCUCAACACCCUAAACAUUCAUUGAUGUUAACGUCAAUGAUUUGAUGUAUAUGGUUUCGGAUCUCGCCAGAGUUAUAUUUAUUGCUGGGUUUCCAUCUACCAAGAUGUAUGGGAUGUCGGGAUGACAGGAAGAUGGCAAACGGGGUUGGAAAACACAAGCUGCUUGUCAUUGGACCAACAGAGCCAUGGUCAGUGAGGGAGAAGCUGUGUUUGGCCACAUCUGUCAUGAAGAGUGGAGACCAGAACUGGGUAUCUGUCAGUCGAGCCAUCAAACCAUUUGCAGAACCCGGACGACCACCCGACUGGUUCUCUCAAAAGCACUGUGCCUCAAAGUACUCCGAGCUCCUGGAAAUAACAGAGGCUCCAAAGCGGAAGCGUGGUGAAAGAGGAGAAGUGGUGGAGACAGUGGAAGACGUGAUAGUACGCAGACUGACAGCUGACAGGAUUGAUGCACUAAAAAAGUUGAUAAUAGAAACACAGGAGAAGCACAGGAAGCUGAAGAAAGAGGCUGAACUUAUUCACGCAGGACGUCUAGAUUCCAAACUAGAAGAGUUAUGGGAAGAAAUUCUGCAGAAGAAGAAACUGGAGGAGGAGGAAGCAGAGUUGAAAAGAAAAAACACAAAUGCUGCUUAUCAGGCCAGACAGGUGGCAAAGAACACACCUAAGCGAGUGCCCACCAUCACCAUGCAUUCGCCCUCAGGCUGUAGCUCCCCAAGCCAGGAGUUCUCACCAGGUGACCCACUCGAGUGCUUGACAUUGGAUCUUGCAUCGACAAAGAAUGUUUCAGGAUCAUGUAGAUUAAUGACAAUUGCUGAGUCUAUUGGACACGGUAAUGAUGACAUCAGCCAAGGGUCACUUGUGGAUGAUUCCACUCAAAAGAAGCUCCUGGGUCAGAAAGCCACACCACCACCAUCUCCACUCCUGUCUGAGUUACUGAAGAAAGGCAAUAUCUUGGCCACAAAUUCCAGACUGAUUGGGGAGGGUGACGUGACAACUGGAAAUAUGACAGGAACACACGACCUGCAGCUGACUCCGCCUAGUCAACCGCUCUCUCAAGCAACAGGUGCCCCGAUGUUGUCUCGUCUUCUGGAGGCUGGUCCCACCCAGUUUUCUGCCCCGUUAGGUUUCAUGAUCAGUGCAGACUCAGCCUCCAGCGCUCCUCUUUCUGCAGCCACUCCUGUGCCUGUUGACUCUACUGCCUCAGCAAGUACAGAGGUGGAUGUGAUGCUGCCUGGAUGCCAGUCUGUCUCUGCAGAGGAUAAGGUGUCACAGCUCAGUGAGGAAGAUGUGACUGUGUCCUACAUGGGGGAUGAGCUGGACAUGAAGACGGUGGGAGACAUAAUCGCCAUAAUUGAGGACAAGGCAGAUGAGACUGCAGAGGCUUUGGAUGCAGCUGCAGUUGAGGCUGCGCUGUCACUGUGCGAGGAGAACGGCCAUGCUUUGUCUGGUGCCUGGGAGGCUGGGCCUUUCCAGCCCCAUGAGUCUCACCCCACAGUGCCCACAGGGGUCCCACAGUCCUCGUCUCUUCACAGUAGCCUGGAGGGGAAGACAGAAGUGUUAGAAGCUCAGGGUGGGACUUCAGCUUCACUCUCCUCUCUGUCCAACAGUCAAGAUAAUGGUCGUGCAGCAUUCCCCAUGGGACUAAGGGGCCUUCCUCCCACCUCCUCAUCCUCACGCAGCUCAAAGAAUUUGGAGCACUGCCACACGGCAGCACCUCCACAGCCUGAGGCGAUGAGAGAGACUGGAGGGUUGGCGCACCAGAAAAGACCGAUUUCAUUGGAUGUCACUGUAAAAUGUGAGAGUGAGAAGUGGGCACAGCACAGACCUGAAAGUCCCCAUGGAGACUCAGUAUUAGAAGAUAGCCCACUGACAGAAAGGCAUCCCAAGGAGAUGAAAGCGGAGGAUGGAAUGAGUGUUCGGGGAGGAGAGAAUGCCUCAGGGACUAAAGUGUACAAUGAGCUCAAUGGGCCAGAAGCCUGUGGAGAAGAAGAGGGUGAUGGUGUGGAGGGAUUCUUUUCGGAGCCAGAUGGCGAGAUGGAGCUAGAACCUGCAGCCAGUGAGAGUGAGGAUGGAUACAGCCUCCACACGGCCUCCUCGUCUCUGCACCUCCACACAACCGCAGACUCCAUCCCCAGCAGCCCUGCCUCAUCGCAGUUUUCUUUGUGCAGUGAGGACCUGGAAGCUCUACAGGCUCACAAGAUCUGGAAGAAAGCCAUUAUGCUGGUGUGGCGUGCAGCGGCCAAUCACAGGUACGCAAAUGUUUUCCUGCAGCCAGUGACAGAUGAAAUUGCACCUGGGUACCACAGUAUUGUGCAGAGGCCCAUGGACCUCACCGUCAUCAAAAAGAGCAUUGAGACUGGUUUGAUACGGACCACCGCUGAGUUCCAGAGGGACAUCAUGCUGAUGUUUCAGAAUGCAGUCAUGUACAACAGCCUGGAUCAUGAUGUGUACCACAUGGCUCUGGAGAUGCAGCGCGACGUCCUCGAGCAGAUCCAGCAGUUUCUGGCUACCCAGCUCAUCAUGGAGACAUCAGAGUCUGGUAUCAGCGCCAAAAGCCUGAGGGGCCGCGAGAGCACACGCAAACCGGACUCUACUGACAAGGACACUGUCUCCAUGUCCUCUCCUGCCUUCCUUCUUUCUCUUUUUGAUGGAGGCACCAGAGGGCGCCGUUGUGCCAUAGAAGCUGACCUCAAGAUGAAGAAAUGAACCGUAUGAAACUUUUAUCCGACACCGUUUACCAGUUGAAGUGACAGGGACUGAAUUUAUUCUGUCAGUUGCACAGAUUCUCGCUCUGCAUAAAAUGCAGUGUAAACUUUAUUUGCACUCUAGAUUAAAUGGGUAGACUGUAAAUGGAGAGGCUCAUUUCCACUCAGACAGCCAUACAGACAUGGAUUACAAACUGUAUAAUCCCAGAUUACAAUGGGGCAGAAAGAAUAGGUCACAUCUUUCAUAGGCAUAGCUGCAGAUCCCUUAGAUUUAGCCUGCUCUGAAUGACAUCAGGUUAAAUGUAGAUAGAAGUUACUCAUAGCCUACUGAGCAGAAAUGUAAGCAUUCACGAGGCCUGGUUGUACUUUAGAUGAGUGUGGGUGAUUUUGAGAAACAUACCAUGUUGAUGAUAUUAUGUAAAACCAGAGGCCAAAGAGUCUGAUUAACCUAGAAGUUCAGAAUGAUCAGGGAGGGGGCGGGCACAUGCUAAUUUCAAACAUUUUCAUUGCUGGUAUAAAAUUAUUUAAGGUUUUGUUUUUUGAGUUUAAAAUUGCUCAGAUCAUUUUUAAAUAAGACUGUAUUGUUUGUGAUGAAUUGAUUUUUAUCUAGGCUACUCUUCCUGUGAAACGGUACCGACAUGCAUUUUGUCAUUUUCAGUAUUUUUGAGGAAAAUGUCACGUUAUUAAACUGUUUUGUGGAUUUUAAAAUGUUUAAACAAUAAAUCUUCACAGAGAGCC
Messenger RNA from Cottoperca gobio, 3708 nucleotides. RefSeq names its product bromodomain containing 8a (gene brd8a). The record is from RefSeq and is a predicted model, not a curated record. Gene Ontology annotation, cellular component: NuA4 histone acetyltransferase complex. Bases 374 to 2971 code for a protein of 865 amino acids. The transcript is spliced from 20 exons. NCBI's taxonomy places the organism in Eukaryota, Metazoa, Chordata, Actinopteri, Perciformes, Bovichtidae. Gene Ontology annotation, molecular function: protein binding.